Messenger RNA from Hypanus sabinus (Atlantic stingray), 5963 nucleotides. It is a transcript of the gene nr3c2, whose product is annotated as nuclear receptor subfamily 3, group C, member 2. Gene Ontology annotation, molecular function: sequence-specific DNA binding; DNA-binding transcription factor activity; zinc ion binding. The record is from RefSeq and is a predicted model, not a curated record. NCBI's taxonomy places the organism in Eukaryota, Metazoa, Chordata, Chondrichthyes, Myliobatiformes, Dasyatidae. The transcript is spliced from 9 exons. Gene Ontology annotation, biological process: regulation of DNA-templated transcription. Bases 2108 to 5041 code for a protein of 977 amino acids.
GAAAGUGAGAUCUGCUCAAUAGUCAGAUGCCAUUGUUUGCUUUGGAAUACUGAGUUUUCCUUCCCACAAAGAAGUCUAAAACAAUAUAAGAUUAACCAGGCCUCUGCAUAGUUAUAUUAUUUAUAGAUUUAUUGAUGUUUAUUUGUUAUUUUAAUGAGUCACAUGCUCCAUUUAGACAAGUACCUGUGGGUUAUCUUCCUCCUGUAGGUGCUGCUGCAUGGGCUUUUGGGGGAAAAAAUAAACCUGUCACAGAGAAUGAGACAGAACAAUUGAUAUUUUAUAUUGGGAAUAUUCUGAGUUCUGUGAAUGUGCAAUCUUCACAUAAAAUCAUUCUGCUUUAUUCUGCAACAUUUUUUGUCUGAUUAAGUUAACAGAAGGGUUAAUACAUUUAAAAAGAAUUUGUUUUCUUGCAACAUUAAAUUUACCCAUGAAAGUCACUUUUUUAUGACUGUUGAAUUUUUACAUAGAGAUCUUAGUACCCUUUUCUGGGUCUGGCUUUGAAAAUGUCAUUUUUGCUUAGAGCAGUGACUCUGGAGUUGUAUGUGCAAGAUUCAAUAGCGCUAUUCAGCCAGCUCUCAAGGCGUUUUCUUUCCUGAACUUCCAUCUGCCGUUUGCUUUCCUUCUGAUAAAUUUGGGACGACGUUAUAUUCAGAAACAUCAUUAAGAUAAAAAAUAUUGAGAACGGGUUUUUUUUAAAAAAGCUACCGUGUUGGGGGCAAGCCCCAUUUUAAUACUAUAUCUGGAACAGGUUGCUUUGUGUUAUGUACUGUUUCAGAAGGUCCGCUGCGUUUGAGGACGCGUCUUCAUUUUGCUGGUACAAAAAUAAUCCACACAUCUUUGCAGUUAGCUAAUUAUCCAUCUGUAUUAUUUUAAAUUAGAAUAAGUGAUUUAUAUUUCCUGGGAUUUUUUGAACGAGAGAUCUUAAUUGCUAAAUCCCCGAGAUAGAGAACGAAAAAGAUGGUGCGUCUUUCCACGGUUAAAUUUGGGAGAAACAAGCCGAAACUUGAAUGCAAAUUAUUUCUGACCGAAACAGUCGUGGGGGUAUUGAGAAGUAAGGAAUCGGAGAAAUAGAUUCGUUCGACGGGAUGUCUAAUCACUCACAACCUGCCUUGGUGCUGAAAGCAACUGAGAGUGAAGAUUGGAGAGGUAAGGGUAACUUGUUGACUGUGAAGUAAAAACGAGGGAAGGCUAAUGCGUGUGCUGGGUGUACGGUCAUGAGAGUCCGUCCAAUAGAUAAAGGAUGGAUUCGUGAAAAUAUAAUCAAGGAAAGGACGAGAAAAGAGAAAGAGCUAUUAUUCCUUCACAGUUCCCCUGCCAGAUACAACUCACUGCUUUUGGUAAACCUUUUCGAAUUCACACCAUUCACCACCACCUCCCAUCCGGAAGGAUAAAUAAAGAGGAACAGGCAGAAGAUAACGUUUAGGCGAAAGAAAAAUAGAUGUGAAACGGCCGAGAAAGCAGUACGGAGAUAUCCGAGUCAGGUGGGGAAAAAAUCGUAUUGUCAGCGCAACCCCAUGGGAGAUCGAGCAUAUUGCUGACCUACAUCUCCACCAGCAGUUUGGUAUUAUUCCGCAAAUCGUUAGAUAAUCCUUUGAAGGUGGAAGAUAUGACCAGAAGUGCGAUGGCCUUUCCAUUGAUUGUCUUCGAGCGAUGUGGGUUACUCACUCCACUCCGUCCAGUGUCAUUGUAAAUACUAACAACCUGACGUCAGGACGGCGGCGGCGGCGGCGGCGGCGGCGGCAGGAGCUGCCACAACCUGAGCGGUUGGCCAAUAUCACCAGAGACUGAGCACGGUGCGAAGGCGAGCGGCAACGCAGACUGUUAUGGGCAGAAAGUUUCCCCUGUUCCACCGCUCAGUUUGUGUUUUGAUUUGUUUCGCCAACUUGGCGGCCUCGCUGGAAUAAAUUCAAGGAAGUCAAGCCAAACAUACGGAAACCGAGCCGCCAGUCAACUGGAUUGCUCAGUGAUUUAAUCUGUACAGUAUUAUUAAAAUAAAAAAAGUAUAGUGCACGUUUAGGAUCUUGGAAGGUUAAGUCUUUCUUGCAGCAGUGUUCGCCGACCUCAAAUCGCAAUGACUUGGAUGUGAAGGUGUUCUGAAGAACCAGCCAUGGAAACCAAAGGAUAUAUUGACUACCCUGAAAUAAUGAAUAUUGGAAGACAGUGGCCUCUGAAUAAACUUGUGUCCAGUGCUGGGAAUAACAAGAUCAAUAGCUGUGACAACAGUGCAAUGACUAUUCUUGAUGUUAGUUGUGUACCCCCUGUUGCAAAGAGUGAAGAUGGAGAAGGAAAUCUGGAGCUUUCUCCUGCCCUUCAUCAUCAGCCACCUUUCCAAGUGCAGCACCAGUAUCCACAUCCUGGUUUUCUUGCUUCGGAUCUGAAGUGUCACCUAGGAUCUGCUAAAGAACUCUCAAAAACUGUUGCCGAGUCCAUGGGUUUGUAUAUGAAUUCAGUAAAAGAGAUGGAGAAUGAAUUUAACUACAGCAUGCAAACCGAACAACUGGAGGGGAGGGCCAGCAAUAUUACUGAAAAUGGUGAACAAGGACUGGAUCUUCAGAAGGAGAAGGCUCAUGCUAUCUUGUCACAGCAAGGGAUGAGACGAUGUUCUUCUUCCUCUAGCCCUGGAAAAAACAGCCAGAGUUCAUGCAUCUCCAGUCCUAUAAACUAUAACUUAGGCUCUUCAUUAUCAAGUCCUAACAAUAUGAACUCUUGUGUUUCUAGUCCUGCUAAAUUAAAUUACCUAGCUCUAUCUAGUCCGGAUGCUGUUAGCAAUUUAGGAUCUUCCAUCUCUAGUCCAGACAACAUGAAUAAUUUGAGUAAUUCUGUCACUAGUCCAACCGAUGUUCAUUGCAUGAUCUCAGGUUCUACUAAGAUAGGCAGCCUAGCCCUAUCCAGUCCUAGUAAUAUGAACAGCUUGUAUUCUUCCAUCUCCAGCCCUGACCAUGUCAGUCCCAAUAACAUGAGCUCUCCUCUUUCCAUUCCUACUAAUCUAGCUUCUCCUCAUUCUGUCUCCACUAGUAAUACAGUUUUGUCCAGCUCUAAUAAUAGCAGUGUGACCUCUUCAGUCUCCAGCUCUGCUGUAAAUAAUCUGUGCUUUCACAACUGCAGUCCUGCUGAUGGGUCAAGAAUUAUCAUCGAUCUCCAUCAGAACCCAGCAAUAAGAAAUAAGAAUCAUGAGGAAGUUAAUGUAUCUAAAGAUGAGAAGUCAAAAGGUGAAUGUUUAAAGACUGGUUCAAUUAACAAUGAUAAUCCUGUUCGGUUUAUAAAAACAGAAGCAGAAAGCGAUUUUAGUGGUUCAUGUUUCCCAAGUAGGGGUAGUUCAGACCUAUCUAAUUCAACAUUCUCAAUGCCUUUAAAAUGUGAGAUGAAUGAAAGUGCAUGCCUGAAUUCAGUGUGUACUGGUCAAGUUUCAGAAAACCCCUUUUCAGAAACUGCACGUCAGAUGAUUGAUCUCAAGACAAGUUAUGGAGACUCGUUUGACCCUUAUGGGAACUUAGGGGCUCCUGCAUCUUCCUCUAGUUCUAAUUACGGACAGGAUGCCUUUUUACAACCAAACACUAUGACCGUGAUUAAACAGGAGCCAAACGAUGAUGGCUACUGCCAAGCCACCUGUUCACCGCCAUCCACUAUUGUAGGUGUUAACUCAACUGGACAAUCAUUUCAUUACAGAAUUGGUGCCAGUGGCACAAUUUCCAUGCCCUGCCCUUUUGUGAGAGAUGCAAGACCUCAGCUUUUAAAUUUAAUUACUCCAGUGUGCUCUGUACUUGGGUCUUGGAAAUCGCACCCUGUCAUGCCACAGAACUCCAUAGCUGCUGGAAAAAAUGAUGGCUAUCCAUUGCAAGGAUAUGUUCCUGAGAAAAUGUCACGCUCCCCUAUUAGACUGGAUCGAAGUUGCUCAUCGGUGACCACAACGCCUUUGAAGGUCUGUUUGGUUUGUGCAGAUGAGGCAUCAGGAUGUCAUUACGGUGUCCUUACCUGCGGUAGUUGCAAAGUUUUCUUCAAAAGAGCUGUAGAAGGGCAACAAAACUACUUGUGUGCAGGAAGAAAUGACUGCAUUAUUGACAAAAUCCGGAGAAAAAACUGCCCAGCUUGCCGAUUGCGAAAGUGUCUUAAUGCAGGAAUGAACUUGGGAGCACGCAAGUCUAAGAAACUAGGAAAGGUGAAAGGGCUACAUGAAGAGCAGCAACCUCCACACAGCCCGAAGGAAGGCAUGACGUUCACUGCUUCUUUGCCAGAAUCCACUGGGAACAGUGCUCUUGUUCCCCAUUUCUCACUUAUGCCACCCCAUAUAAGCCCGUCCCUAAACACCAUUCUUGAAGCCAUUGAGCCUGAAGUGGUUUAUGCAUCGUAUGACAGCAGUCAGGCAGACACAACUAAUCGCCUGUUGUCCAGCUUGAACAGGUUGGCUGAGAAACAGAUGGUUCGAAUAGUGAAAUGGGCAAAAGGUCUUCCAGGAUUCCGUGUCAUGGCACUUGAUGACCAAAUGACUCUGCUCCGGUACUCUUGGAUGUGUUUAAUGACGUUUAGCCUUAGUUGGAGAUCGUACAAACACACCAAUGGCACAAUGCUUUACUUCGCACCAGAUUUGGUGUUCAAUGAACAGCGGAUGCAGCGGUCAGCUAUGUAUGAACUAUGCCAAGGGAUGAAAGGCAUCAGCAUUGAAUUUGUACGCUUGCAACUGACUCACGAAGAGUUCCUGUGCAUGAAAGUCCUUCUCCUACUUGGCACAAUUCCAAAAGAUGGCCUAAAAAGUCAAGCUUCAUUUGACGAAAUGAGGACAACUUAUAUCAAGGAGUUGAGACGAGUUAUAGCAAGAAAUGAAAAUAACAUGGGACAAAACUGGCAACGGUUUUAUCAUUUGACCAAAGUCUUGGACUGUGUGCAUGAGCUGGUCAGUGGGCUGCUGCAGUUCUGCUUCUACACGUUUGUGGAAUCAAAAGCACUAAAGAUUGAAUUCCCAGACAUGCUGGUGGAAAUCAUCAAUGAUCAGUUGCCGGACGUCACAAUGGGAAUGACCAAGUCCCUUUAUUUCCACAAGAAGUGAUCCUCAAUGAUGAACUUUGCCUUAAACUUUCCUCCUCAUGUUUUGCUGGCUUUAAAAAUUAUUUUAGCAGGCUUGGUGUCCUGUAUGUUGCUAUACACUAAAGAAAAGCUUCAUGAAGGUUUUGGACUGAUAAAAUACAGAUAUGUAUCAAAGAGAUGAAAAGGGAUAUAUUCAAAGGUUAAAAGGAAUUUGGAGAAAUGUAUUUUUUGAAAGAAGUAUAUUUUGGCAGGAAAAAUUGAAAUAUAGUCUCUUUUAUAAAAGGUAAAUUUUGUAAAGUGAAAUGUUUCUGCAUGCAUAAAGAUCUGAUGCUUACAGUGUAUUUAAGAAAGGGAACGUUGUGCCUUUUUAGUAUCAUAUCUAAUUUAACCAUUUUACAGCUUUUGCUGUAAAUAAACCAGAUUUACUAGAUGAAUUAUAUUAAAUAUUUCUUCUAUUUUGUAAUUAAUUUCCUGUUAACUAUAUUUUCCCCUCUUUGACUGUCAAUGGUGACUUUUGCUUUGUAACAAUAUUGCUUUUUGUUGCAUCGCUGAGCAGCUUUCUAGGUUCCAUCUUUGUUGUUUUGUGCAGUAGCCAUAGGGAACCAAGGACUGGAUGAAACGGCAAAAAGGUGCAUAUGGCUCACUUUUCUAACAACUCUCCAAACGAACAGGCUGAGUAGCAGGGUUAAACCAUGCCCUGAGAAUAAUGUCCUUUCCAACCUUUUUAGAAGUCUAAUGAUUUUCUGUGCUUUGCUAUAUAGUUCUGUAUAUUCUGCUGUUGGAGUCCUGAUGUAGCACUUUUGGUAAUUCAUACACUGUACUUAUCCAAAUGAUAUGCAGAAUUAUAAAAUAGUUCUAAAUAAGUUGAUUUAUAUUUCCUUGGAAGCACUUAAGCAUCUACAUUUGUGUCAGCAAAGGAUAUUAAAAAUAUUAUGAUUAAGUUA